Physcomitrium patens is the source of this 1122-nucleotide messenger RNA. Its product is annotated as F-box only protein 6. Lineage: Eukaryota; Viridiplantae; Streptophyta; Bryopsida; Funariales; Funariaceae. The record is from RefSeq and is a predicted model, not a curated record. Gene Ontology annotation, molecular function: protein binding.
AUGGCUUCGUCGGCGAAGGAAUUGCCGCUGGAUAUUUUGAUGAGGAUUUUCGGAUUUCUCCCUGUACCUUCUGUGUGUCGGCUGCGCGCGGUUUGCAAACAGUGGAACGCGUUGAUAGAUUCCCCCGAGUUUGGUACUCUGUGUGCGCUGGCUCCGAGGCAACGAUUUUAUGUUCUCCUCACUCCUGGUAGAUGUCGUAACGCCGACGCAGGGUGGUGCGUCUUAGACGUGAUGGACGAGCGGUUCUACUCCCUUGACAGUAGCUACCUAGUCGACCAUGCGAAAAAAGCAAACCCCUGCGGUGACGAAACUUAUUCUCUGGAAACGGUGGACACAGCUGGUGGGCUCUUUCUCGUGGCGUAUAGAGAGAAACAUGUGUUGCCCAGGUUUAACGUUCUCUAUGUUUGCCAUCCUGUGACGAAAACCCUAAAACGGUUGCCUCCAAUUGUGGGCAUGGCCUAUGAGUUGACUUCACCGAUACUUACCGUGGAUUAUUCCGCCAAGACUUACAAAGUGAUUUGCAUCGGGGAGCAAAUGCACAUGUAUGACUCGCAAAACGGCCAAUGGAGCGAGCUAGCGACUCCGCCGGACAGGGACCUGGCGGUGUGCAGCGCAGUAUGCAACAAUACAGUUUACACCAUCUUCGGCAAACGCUCUUGUCACAUGCUUCUCACCUACAGCUUGAUUGACGAUGCGUGGAGCAAGGAAGGUGCUGAAUUGCCAUACAACUCUUUUGAGCAGCUAGUUGUGGUCAACGGGGAAGUGUACCUCGUGGCUGGUUCCCGGACGAGCUGCUUUUGUGGACAGGAGAUGUGCUUGAAGUCGUGCAUUAUAGUAUCUAAGGUCGCGCCUCCCCCGAAGGCUCCUGAGAAAAUUGCUCGCAUGCCGGAAACUUGGCAUACACUGCUCUAUCCUCCAAAUCAAGACUGGAACAAUUGCUAUGGCAUUCCGAGCUUCAUUGCGGUUGCUUCUGAGUGCGCAAUUGUGUUCACCUCCACUAGCGGGAGGUGUAUAGUAUAUGACCUGGCUAAUCGUUCGUGGCGCUCCGUGCAGAAACGACACCAUUACAACCGGAAGCUCGCAGCAAGUUCGACUACCCUCAACCCAGGGUUUCUGCUCUAA